AUGAGCCGCAGCCUCUCCUUCGUGGAGCUGAUCAACCUGGCCAUCGGGACGCCGGAGGUGGGCAAUGUCAACUUCAACGCGCUGCACCUGUUCCUGCACAGCCUGGUGGAACACCUCCGCCUGCAGGACCUGAGGAAGGAGGUGUCGGCGGAGGAGAUGCAGUUCAUCAAGCCGCCCCCCAGCCCCGGGGCCCCUGCAGCCACCUCGGCCACCAAGCCGCCCCCCAGCCCCGGGGGCCCUGCAGCCACCUCGGCCACCAAGCUGCCCCCCAGCCCCGGGGGCCCUGCAGCCACCUCGGCCACCAAGCUGCCCCCCAGCCCCGGGGGCCCUGCAGCCACCUCGGCCACCAAGCUGCCCCCCAGCCCCGGGGGCCCUGCAGCCACCUCGGCCACCGAGAGCCUCCCUGCGGCCCAGGCGCCGGUCUCCAUCUUCCACCAGAUGCUGGAGAGGAUCGGUGCCAUGGAGAAGCAGCUCCAGUUCUUGAAUGAGCCCCCUGACACGGCCGAGCUGCUGGCUCGCAGCCAGGGCCUGGGCCAGCCCGCCCUGGACAUGUGGCAGAUGAUGCAGCUGAAGAGGAAGAUGGAGCUGAACGAGGAGGGCAUGACCAAGGCCAUGAACACGUUGCAGGACCUGCUGAACAACAUCUGCUCCCUGAAAAUCGCCACGGAAGGCUUUCAGAAAGAACUGGAGAAGCUGAAAGGAGACGUUGCCCAGAUCGACGGAGAAGAAAUGAAAAAGCAGCUGCUGGGCCUGGACAAACAGGCCAGGAUGAUGGAAGAAAUGAAGGAGCAACUGGGCCUGGUGAAAGAAAGGGUCAGCCAGUCUGCAAGUGCCUCAAAGGUGGUGUCCUGGAGUGCCCUUUGUGAGACGCUCACCGGCAAAGUAAGUACGGCUGAAUUGCAUCCUCACCCUGAAGGCCCAGAUGGGGCACCCAGCAUCUCUCCCUGCCUGCCUAGUUCCCUUGGCAUGAUGGGAGCAAGCCCGCUAACACACAGAAGGGAAGAGGACAGGGGCAGAAAGGACGGGGGCAGAAGCGAAGAGGACCGGGGCAGAGAGAAAAAGGACAGGGAAAGGAAGGAAGAGGACCGGGGCAGAGAAAAGACAUCUCGGGAAAUCCUGGCUGUUCUGAGCCAACUGCCGGAGAAGCAUGAAGCUCUCCUGAAGCACAUCGCUCAGCUGGAGGCCCAAUUGAAGUACCCAGCAGGCCCUGCAGCUUUUGAAAUGCCACCCGAGCUGAAGUCGCUGCUGGAACGGAUGGAGAUACUGCAAACGCAAAGCCAGCAGGGAAAGGAGUCUCUGCAAGAGACGCUGCAGCAGGUGGAGCAGCUGAGGGAGCAGUUUGAGAACCUGCAGCAGGGAGUGGAGAGGUUAUCCAGGAGCAGCACGGAGUUGCAGAUCUUACGCAACUUGUUGCAUCAGUUGGAUGUCAAGAAAGCCGACAAAGACUCGAUCCAAGAGGAGAUGAAUGUGAAAGCCGACAAGAGCGCGCUGGAGGCCAUGGUGAACCAUGGGCAGCUGCAGUUGGCCACCAGCCAACUCAGCGAGAUGAUGCAGGAGCUGCUGCAGAAGAUGUCCCUGCAGGACAAGGACUGGCAGAAGGCCCUGGAGAAGCUCUUUGUGGACAUGGACUGCAAGCUGGACCGCCUGGCCCUGGACCCCGUGAGCCGGCAGCUGGAGGAGGUGUGGAAGUUCAUCAAGAAGUACCUGACGGAGGGCCCCCGCUUUGAUGCGGACAGCGCAGCUGGCUUCAAGAAGCAGCUCUUUGAGAGAGUGAAAUGCAUCUCCUGCGACCGGCCAGUGACCAUGAUGACCGGGCCGCACAUGAUCACUGUCCGGAAGGCCACGCUGAAGCCCCGCCCAGUCAGCGCCAGUGGCUACGAAUACCUCUUCCACCAGCAGAAAAGGGAUCAAGAUCCGAGCGAGAUGAGUGGCAACCCCCCUUUGCAGACCUGCUGGCAGUGCCAAACCCAGCAGCAAGCCUGCGCCCUCAAGCACCUGUCCCGGGCUCAGGACUUCGCCACCCUCUAUCCCUAUGGGGACCCCACUGCCAUCACCUACGACAACACUGAAGUGGACAUUCUGGGGGUGAACGGAGUCCUUUACAAAGGCCGAGUGAGCUCGCAUGCAGCUGAGCGGACAUUUGCCCUGCAGAAGGAAUUUGCAGCUCUGAAGAUUCCCCGGCCUCCAACGGGAGUGCGAAUGGAGAGAGUCCGCUCUGCCUUUGCAGACAUCAGUGCGGUGCCCUACCCCUCCUCUGUCCUCCAUCGAGUGGGGUCGGCAAUAGCCCACAGCAACCAGCGACCGCAACAGCUUAGCUGUGAUCCUGUGGACAGAACAGGCAUCAGUGCCGCCCUCAGCGAAAGCCACGUUCCGAACGAAAGGGACGUUCCAGGCCUGGGCAGCCAUAACUUUUAGCAGACUCCUUCCCUGAAGGCUUUGGUCAUUCCUGCCAGCUCUCCGAUGCCGUAGCGGAAGAAGCUGCUUCUUGUCCAUCUGAAACAGGGGCCACAGGCUUGCCUGGCUGUCAAAGGAGAGCGGCUGUGUCCACACUACCAUCAUGCCCGACGUACGUCAGAUGUUCAGCAGAUCAUGGGCUAACAUGGUGCUUCUCUCCGUGGUGAACCAGGAUUAAAAAACAAACAUUCAUUAUGAUGACAGUGGAGACAAGUGUCGCAGGGGCCAAGAUCUGCCAGGGGUUCCAGUUUGGGCCCUGGCAUCUUCAGAAGCUUGGCCAAUGAGCCUCUCCUUCCCUUUCCACAUGGGACCCCGGAGAUAUUCCUGAUACUGUCUCAGCCUUGGCACAGGAAAGCAUUCAUCUAGAGAGAAAAUGAUUCUAUAAAGAUUCUUUUUCUACACGCUGU
Molecule: messenger RNA, 2861 nt
Organism: Thamnophis elegans (Western terrestrial garter snake)
Lineage: Eukaryota; Metazoa; Chordata; Lepidosauria; Squamata; Natricidae
Gene: C14H16orf96
Product: chromosome 14 C16orf96 homolog
Exons: 17
Coding region: 1-2415 (804 amino acids)
Source: RefSeq, a predicted model, not a curated record